Rhopilema esculentum is the source of this 3668-nucleotide messenger RNA. RefSeq lists its product as uncharacterized. Gene Ontology annotation, cellular component: plasma membrane. NCBI's taxonomy places the organism in Eukaryota, Metazoa, Cnidaria, Scyphozoa, Rhizostomeae, Rhizostomatidae. Gene Ontology annotation, biological process: homophilic cell-cell adhesion. The record is from RefSeq and is a predicted model, not a curated record.
UUCAUAACAGGUUGUUCUCAAGAAAGAUUUAAAUAUUUAUGAAAAAUGACUAAACAAUUGUUUUAUUAUGAAGAUAGAGAGGUAGGUGUCUCACAUUAAUUUUUAAUCGCAUUUUCAAUGACUUUGUGUUCAGAAUCUGGAUUAUCCACUUUACAGUUACUGGCAGUCAGGCCUUUUGACAGCCUGAAGCUUUAUAAAUUGAUAAGCUACGAUAAUUUUCUUAACAAUUCAAAAUGUGCCACCUUAAAAUCAAUUUACGCCAAUGCUUCUACAUCUUCUUCCUUAUAAGUUCGUCACUUUAUUGGAAAAUAGCAACACCUCUGGCUCUCUGGACCAAAGUUCCACCAAGUAUACAGUAUAUCGAAGAAGGAUCCAACGCCACUAUUGCAUGGGACUAUGACUUGAAUGGCGAAGUGAUUCAGUUUGCUAAAUGGGGGAAAUUGAAAUCCGACAAUGGAUGGGACAAGAGCUUUAUAAUGAGAAGUUUCAACGCAGCAAAAGCGCAAGUUGUUGCCAGCUUUGCUGAUAAAAUCAACUGGAUAGCAAAUGCAACGAUGGUGAUAAUCAAUGUCACGGUACAAGACAGUGGAAUCUAUGGGUGCUCUAUAGAUCUGCUUUCGGGGAGAAACAUUAUAAGCAGCAUGCAACUCAAUGUUUUCCGACUUGCUAAAGCUAGUGAUGCAAACAUGACCAAUCACAUAUCAGUGAAACCAAUAGAAGGCGGCCAUUUGAUACUGCACUUUGAGGCAGUGUCCAAUUAUCCACCAUCUGGUGUCUGGUUUGCCAAAGACAACGAAGUAAAGUAUUUCGCUAACACAAACUCAACACGCGAAAUAAUUGGAACAGAAGGAGCUAGCAAUGUAUACAGGUUUAAGCUGCUCAAGAGCAACAUUCACAGAAAUGACUCUGGUUUGUACCAAGGAUAUGUAACGUUUGGUGGUGCUAAGUACUGGUUCAAAAAUUUCACAGUACUUGUAAGAUACUCGCCUGGUAAUUCAACGGAAUUCAGGACCAGUACAGGAUCUACUAUACUCCUACGUGGAACAACUGCAACAUUGUCAUGCAAGGCUGUCUCGUACCCAGAUCCUCAUUAUGAGAUAACAAAAUCAAUGACGUCAUUGUCAAAUAACUCUAAUGGCAAUUUUUCUCUGCGCAAUAUAGCAACGGAGCACGAAGGGAUGUAUUUUUGUCAUGCAAAGAAUGAAAUUGGUGACGGUGCUGUUCGCUCUCUUAAUGUAGAAGUUGGAGAUGUUCCACAAAUCACAAAUAGUGCAAAGAAACAUCAUUACAUCCCUGUAGGAGAUACAUUGUUAAUAAACUGCACAGCAAUAGCUUGGCCUGUGGCAACAAUGAUGUGGAUCAAAGAUGGUACUCCUAUACACGCAACUAGGAACGUAACAUUGAAUAAAAAGACGACUGUUAGUCGCGUUGAAAUUGUUAACACGACUUUGUCAGAUGCGGGGAACUGGACUUGCAUUUCAGAGAAUAUGUUUGGAAGAGAGCUAGUUCAUCAAAGAAUUGAAAUUAUUUGGAUGGUCGAAAUGGAAAACAAAAGCACACAUUAUUUAACACCUAGAGAAUCUUCUAGCUUCUUCAUUCAAUAUGACGUGAAGUCUAACCUGAGGCCGAAGGUUGUCUGGACACGUGACAGUGUACCCAUCUCAGGUGAAUUCAACGUGACAAUGGAAAUCUUGAAAGAAGAAGCAAAUCUAACACACUAUAGAUUUUCUUUAAUGAAGAACAACGUGCGUCCAACAGACAGUGGUGUUUAUAAUGCCAUCAUUUCAUACGGGGAUCACAAAUACCGCUCAAGAAAUUAUAACAUAUCUGUCGAAGCCAUUCCGAGGAGCGAUGCAAUUAAGAGAGAGAAAGAUGAUGACGCAUGGGUGAUACCACUUAUCAUUGGAUUCGCUGGCUUGAUACUGCUUAUAUUCGCUGUAUUUUGCGGAACAGUUUAUGGUCGAAGAAUCAGAGAUUAUGACCGAGAAAGAACACCCCGAAAUGGCAUGGUACCAAAUGCAGAAGAAACAGGAGCAUUCAGCGCAGUAAGAGUAGCCGACGGCGAUUCUAAAGAGGUGAAAUUUAAGAAGAAAAAUGAUGGUAAUGGGGAAGAGCUCGGACAAACAAAUAAUGGGUUUCACAGGGACAGCAUUUAUCGUUUCACUGUCAAUCCAAUGUUUUCAAGCCCAGAGGCAAGACAAGAAAAUGCAAGAAGUGAAGAUGAGGACGGGCGUUUACCUAUAUCAAAUGCUAUAUAUCUUCCAACAAAUAUGAAUUACGAUACUGACGAAGCAUCAAUAACGCUUGAGAGUGAACUUAGCAGGGAAGAAAAUUACUUGUCUUCACCAGCAGAAACAAACGAUGAGCAGGAGGCUGAUGGACAGGAACCCCGAGAAGAAGCUUCAUUGGAAGACACGACGGAAGAUGAUGAAUUGGCAAACAACGAAACAUGGGAACUGGAACAGUUGGGACUUGAUGACCUUGGAGCUCAGGAUGUAGAGGUGCUUGAGGAAGAAAUACAGGCUCAGGAAAAUGAGGUGGUGGAAGAACAAGACAUUGACCAAGGAAAAGAUGAUACAGACAUGCCUAGUAAAAGCUUCAUCUUGCCACCUAUUGUUAGUCAAAAGCAGGCACCAGAUGAGGUGGCUUAUUCUUUUGAACUCUUUGAUUUUCGAACGAGUGGCUUAUAGGAGAGCGGUCCACACUUAUAGGAGAGCGGAGUAACUGGUCCAAACUUGCAACGUUAGUGUUUAGUGAAGGAAAGCCAGAAUCAGAUGCCCUAAGAAUGGAAGUUGGCAUUGUUUUCUCAGGUUUCAUGAGUGAAAUAGGUAGCUAAGGACGUCAUAGGGGAAUUUAUGAUGAUACAAAGCUUCCAUUCAAACAAGAAAUAUUACUAACUAUCUUCUAGCUUCAAAAUCAAUUCUUAGAUACAUGCAAGCAAAGGUUUCAAAACUCUGUUAUAUUAGAAAAUUGCUCUUAGUAGGUUUUUUAGUUUUGGUAGUGUAACUUGCAAAUUUCGUUCCUAGGUUUCUUAACUUCUCUCAUGUCUAAAGUCCUUAGUAUAAAGCUUUUAAAGUAAAUUAUUUUUAGGGUUUUGGGAAUUUUAAAACAACAUCACGGGAAAGCUGAAGUAGCUAAACAGAAGCAGCAGCUUAAGUUCUCAUUUGCCUCCUAUCCUUUUUAAAAAAAGAGUCACAAAGUGCAAUUUUGCUAGUUAUUUUUCUAAGUCAAAAAUACCAUGCUAUCAUUUCUAACUUAAAACAGUCUCAGCCUCGCUGUAUGUUCACUGGCUGGGUCUGUACUAUGCCUCCUUUUAUCGUGUCCUUAUUAAGUGUGAGGGUAAAAAUUAUAUUGUAUGAAGUUGUCUUUUUACAUCCAUUGGUGUUUCGAGCAAAGAUCCUAAUUUGAAAAUAUAGAGCCAUAGCUGUAAUUUGCACCAAAUAAGAGGUAAUUUUAGCUGUAACUUUUUUAUUUAACUAUAUUUGUGUACCUGUCUUGCACAUUGUUUGUUGUGCGCAAAAAGUUUGGAUAAAAUCCAACAACCUAUAUAUUUAUGUAAAAUUUUCAGGCAGUGUAUGGAUGACUUUUCUAUUUUGAAAUCCUUAACUUCGAAAGGGUUGUGUUAUAGAAAGUUUUAGCGUGUUUAAAACAAUUGCUUAUGACCAAUC